UUCAGUUUUCCGCACGAAGAAGCAAUACACACAAUUGGAAACGCAUGCCAGUCUUGCGUUGUAAUAAGUUUCAUUUGUCAACAACAAAUAUCUAGUCCCUACCUCCAGCUGUGAUUCGCCUAACCAGUCAGAAUCUCUUUCAGCGUACUGGCUCCUACGGCCUAAUGACUGACGGAGCCACAGUGUUCAAGGCGGCGGCUGAGGGGAAGGCUGACGCCAACCUCACCCACACACUGCUGCCCAUGAUGGUGGCCCAGGCCCGCCUGCUUCGGCGGCGGCUGUCCUGGUGCGUGACGGUGGUGGUGGUGAGCGACGACCCCGUCUUUCUCAGUGCCUUCGCGGAGGCGGCGGACAGCGGCCGCCUGAUGGUGUGGGAGACGAGGAUUCUGGUGGUCACCAGGGCGGCCAAGCCUCAGAUUAUGAAUCUGAUGAAGAAUUACUGGACCUUCUCCAUGAUGAAUACCAUGUUCCUCACGCCGACGUCAGAGUAUGGCGAUGAAAGAUGCCAGUUGUAUGCGCACUUGCCCUACACUUCUACCGGAGCUCAGGUGGUGCUAGCGGCCAGCUGGAGUGCAAGUCAUGGACUUGUGCAAAUCAGCGGACACACGAUAUUCCCGGAGAAAUACAAAAACUUUCAUGGAAUGAGCAUCAACGUGACUUGGUACCCUAUGGCACCUUAUUUCAUGGAGGUUAGAGAUCUGGACAACAAAACAAAUCAAGCGCCUCGUUAUGCUGGAAGGGAUUACAUAAUUCUUGAGGUGAUCGCAGAAGCUCUCAAUUUCUCGAUUAAUGUCCUUCCUUAUACUGAGUUAGAUAAGGUACUGACGCGCCUCGUCACUCGACAAUCUUAUAUGCGUCCCUUCAAAGUAGCCAUAUUGCCAUACUUAGUUGAGAGACUUGACUUCACUAUGUUCAUCGAGCAAGCCACGCUGGCCUUCGGCAUGGCCAAGCCUACCCUCAAGCCCAGCUGGCAGAGCCUCUACUACCCGCUGCAGCCCGCGGUGUGGGGGUCCAUCAUGGCCUCCGUCCUCCUCGUCUUGUCUGUUCUCUUGGUGGUAAAGCCCAAAGGCGAAGAAAAGGGCCCCGAGGCGUGGCUGGUGGUGAAGCUGGUGGUGGGGACGCUGGUCGACGAGGCCAUCCCUGGAGAGCUGCCACGGCGAAGCUCGACGCGGGUGGUGUUGGCGGCGUGGCUCAUCUUCUCCUUCAUCGUGGGAAAUGUUUACCGCAGCAACCUGACCGCCAGCCUCACCGUGCCCAAGUACCCGCCCCGCGCAGAGACCCUCGCUGACCUGGUCGACACCGGGGCGAAGUACUCGUCUAUUUCUGCUUACAGUAUAUUCAUAAAUCAUGUCAAGAGGAUUUGUUUUUUCUCUCCAAACAUCUUUUAUGUCAUCGAGAUCAAAAUGAAGCAAGCGGCAGCUGUCAUGUACGAACGACUGAAUAUGAUGAUAAAGAUUGCCGAGCAGUUCACUAGCAAGAAAGGGUUCACACCUAUGUACGUGGCUAAGGGUUACGUCCUGCCUGACUACACUGGCUGGCCUCUAACACCCAACGCGCCCUUCAAGAACAACCUGGACCAUUACAUCUUGGUCUUCCACGGUGCUGGGUUGAUAAACAGAUGGACAACAGAAGUUUUGCAAGAAGCUCAGUUCAGUGCCCAGCUACAAAAAAGAAAAGCGACGAAGAUACAAGGCGUCACUCUACAGGAGGACAGUGUCUCUGACAAGAAAACCACAACGGCUCUUACUUUGGUCCACAUGCAAGGGCCACUCUUGUUAUACCUCGCAGGCGCCUUUCUCUCCUGCGUCGUGUUCUUCAGCGAAAACGUCAUCUCACUCUGCCAUUAGGAGAAUAAUAUACGAGAGGAUUACAGUGUCUUGCGAUUUUCCAACCCUCCAUCCGUGCUAAAAAGCGAGUUUUGACGUACAUCCG
Molecule: messenger RNA, 1932 nt
Organism: Eriocheir sinensis (Chinese mitten crab)
Lineage: Eukaryota; Metazoa; Arthropoda; Malacostraca; Decapoda; Varunidae
Exons: 8
Coding region: 165-1847 (560 amino acids)
Cellular component (GO): membrane
Molecular function (GO): ligand-gated monoatomic ion channel activity
Source: RefSeq, a predicted model, not a curated record